AUGGCGGAGAGGGGGACGGCGGGGACGGCGGGCGGCAGGGCUGAGGCUGUCGCGCUUUGCCCCCCCGGGGAUGGCGUCAAGGAGCGGGCGCGGCGGCGGCUACGGGCGUUCGACGUUGGAGCGCGUUUCUCGCGGCUGCCGCCGCCCCGGGCCGCCGUGCUGCUGCCGCUGCUGCUGCGGGGCGGCGCGCUGCACCUGCUGCUCACCGUGCGCUCCCCGCAGCUGAGAAGGUCACCAGGGGAAGUGUGUUUUCCAGGAGGUAAAAGUGAAGAAACUGAUAAAGAUGAAAUCGAUACUGCGCUCCGAGAAGCUAAAGAAGAAGUGGGACUCGAGCCAGAGAAGGUGGAAGUCAUCUGUAGACUUAUGCCUGGAAUUGAUAAAAUGAAUUACUUGGUUACACCGGUCGUAGGAUUUAUAGAGGAUACAUUCCAGGCCGUUCCUAAUCCAGACGAAGUGAGCACUGUUUUUCUGGUGCCAUUGGAGUACUUUGUCAAGCCCUUAAAUCACAGCACCUUGCCGUACACGACCUCAUCUGGCCACUCCAGCUGGAUGCACUGCUUUAUUUACGAUGACCAGGAACAUAAAACAUCAUUCAAGAUCUGGGGGCUUACUGCCCACUUUGCUUUAUUUCUUGCUCUUGCAGUUUUUGGAGAGAAACCUUCCUUUGAAGUGGAUUAUGAUCUUGAAAACUUAGCUUCAUCCUCUGAGAAUAACUUCAUGAAUUUAUAUGCAUCUAUAUUUGAAAGAAAGAAGAGUAAUCUGUGACAAACUGGUCUGGUAAUUAAGUUAUUUAGAAAGAGGAAAAAUGUUUCUGUUUAUUGCCUUUGUGCCUAUUAUUUGUUUGAAUGUCACUAUUGAAAUUCUUCUGAAGUGGGAACUUACUAAAAUAUAUUUUUAAAUGAUAAGUAUAUAUAUUUUAUCUUUUUAACAAUAUUUUUAAGAGUGCAAGACUGAACUAGAUUAGUAGAAUUUUUAAUCUGUUUUAGAGUUGCCAAAAGCACGUGGUAUUUUUGAUGGAUUUAAUAUACAAAUUUGGAAGAUUUAUUUCAGUUUCUGCCAUUGUUUUGUGUGAUUUAAUACACUUUCUGUGGUUUGGUUUCUGUAUAACGAGGUAACACUAUUUUAUCUAUUUUUUGUCUGUUUGAAUUAGAACAUGAAAUUUUGGGGAUGCAUCCAUCUGUGUGGCGAACUACAUACGCACAACGUGAUCCAUAUGGUUUGGGGUGGUAUCUUCAAGCACUUACGAAAUGCACAAUAAAAUGAUGAAAG
Messenger RNA from Cuculus canorus (common cuckoo), 1269 nucleotides. RefSeq names its product nudix hydrolase 7 (gene NUDT7). Gene Ontology annotation, biological process: nucleoside diphosphate metabolic process; coenzyme A catabolic process. Bases 1 to 765 code for a protein of 254 amino acids. NCBI's taxonomy places the organism in Eukaryota, Metazoa, Chordata, Aves, Cuculiformes, Cuculidae. Gene Ontology annotation, molecular function: coenzyme A diphosphatase activity; manganese ion binding; acetyl-CoA hydrolase activity. The record is from RefSeq and is a predicted model, not a curated record. The transcript is spliced from 3 exons.